GGUCCAGUGGCUGCUUUUAUCAACCAAUGAAAUAUUUUCCUGACGGAUCCCAAAAUAUUCCUGGGCCAAUGGAGGGGGAAGCCCAAGAUGCCUCUGUGGCUCCGCGGAGCGGCAGAGCCUCUUAAGUUGGGGCAGGCAGGCAGGAGCUCAGUGGGGACCUGGGCCGCCGCCAGCUCCGACCUGGCACUUGCUCGCCCGCGUCACUGUCAGGAUUUGUCUAGCGACGCGUUCCCUAACAGGGGUGUGUUGGGGGGAGUCCUCUUUCCGACUUUCGAAAUGGUUAUCAAAGUGUUUGUUGCCACCUCUUCUGGGUCCAUAGCGAUUAGGAAGAAACAGCAAGAAGUCGUGGGCUUUUUGGAAGCUAAUAAAAUUGACUUUAAGGAAUUAGAUAUAGCUGGAGAUGAAGACAAUAGGAAGUGGAUGAGAGAGAAUGUUCCUGGAGAGAAAAAGCCUCAAAAUGGAAUUCCUUUGCCGCCCCAGAUCUUCAAUGAAGAGCAGUAUUGUGGGGAUUUUGACUCUUUCUUCUCUGCAAAAGAAGAGAAUAUUAUUUAUUCGUUCCUUGGUUUGGCUCCCCCUCCAGGCUCAAAGGUAGAAAAAUCGCCCGAGGAAGCAUCUUCCCUUCCCAAUGGUGAUGAAGCGGGAGAGGCACAGAGCAUCGCAGAGAUCCCAUCGGCAGUUCUGGGGUUUGGCUCCAUGCUCUAG
Lemur catta (Ring-tailed lemur) is the source of this 702-nucleotide messenger RNA. It is a transcript of the gene SH3BGR, whose product is annotated as SH3 domain binding glutamate rich protein. The coding region runs from base 88 to 702 and encodes 204 amino acids. Lineage: Eukaryota; Metazoa; Chordata; Mammalia; Primates; Lemuridae. The record is from RefSeq and is a predicted model, not a curated record. Gene Ontology annotation, cellular component: cytoplasm. The transcript is spliced from 5 exons.